This is a messenger RNA of Acanthopagrus latus (yellowfin seabream), 2588 nucleotides long. Its product is annotated as guanine nucleotide-binding protein G(i) subunit alpha-1. Gene Ontology annotation, biological process: adenylate cyclase-modulating G protein-coupled receptor signaling pathway. Gene Ontology annotation, cellular component: heterotrimeric G-protein complex. Gene Ontology annotation, molecular function: GTP binding; G-protein beta/gamma-subunit complex binding; GTPase activity. NCBI's taxonomy places the organism in Eukaryota, Metazoa, Chordata, Actinopteri, Spariformes, Sparidae. The record is from RefSeq and is a predicted model, not a curated record. The coding region runs from base 403 to 1467 and encodes 354 amino acids. The transcript is spliced from 9 exons.
GUUGACGUGUGUGUGCGCGAAGAACAGGAAGCGAACAAUUUGAGACUCCGACGCAGAUGCUGCUGUCGACUCCCUUCCUUCUGUGAAUGAUACAGGUUGUGCUCGACUUGUUUGAGCCGUCGAAACGCAAACAGGAGAGCCAGCUGCCGCUAAAGCCGCUCCUUGUGGUUAACUAACUAUUUUGUUUGAGACGUCUCGGCCGUUAGAUCGGGAGCUUGAGCGCGAGGCAAGGGCGUGUUUGAAUCUCGGGUGUUGGACACUCACCACCUCCUCCUCCUCCUCCACCUCCUCCUCACUGGAUGCUAACUCGGUAGCCCUUGCAUGUCGUUGCACGCCUAGUUAAAGUUGUGUUAUAGUCUCCAGAUUUUUUUUUUAUUUAUUCGGAGGAAAGGUGAGAAGAAGAUGGGAUGUACGCUGAGCACGGACGACAAGGCGGCGCAGGAGCGCAGCAAGAUGAUCGACAGGAAUCUGCGGGACGACGGAGAAAAAGCUGCCCGGGAGGUCAAGCUGCUUCUGCUCGGUGCUGGAGAGUCCGGGAAGAGUACGAUUGUCAAACAGAUGAAGAUCAUCCACGAGGCGGGCUACUCAGAGGAGGAAUGUAAGCAGUACAAGGCCGUUGUCUACAGCAACACCAUCCAGUCCAUCAUCGCCAUCAUCAGAGCCAUGGGACGCCUCAAGAUCGACUUUGCUGAUGCACCCAGAGCGGAUGAUGCGCGGCAGCUGUUCGUGCUGGCGGGUUCAGCAGAAGAGGGCUUCAUGACAGGCGAGCUCGCCGGGGUCAUCCAGCGGCUUUGGAAAGACGGAGGAGUUCAGGCCUGCUUCAGCCGCUCCCGAGAGUACCAGCUCAACGACUCUGCAGCAUACUACCUGAAUGACCUGGACAGGAUAUCCCACGGUGCUUAUGUGCCCACCCAGCAGGAUGUGUUGAGGACCAGAGUCAAAACUACUGGCAUUGUGGAAACACACUUCACUUUCAAGGACCUGCACUUCAAAAUGUUUGAUGUGGGCGGACAGAGAUCAGAGAGGAAGAAGUGGAUCCAUUGCUUUGAGGGAGUCACCGCCAUCAUCUUCUGUGUGGCUCUGAGUGACUACGACCUGGUGCUGGCCGAGGACGAGGAGAUGAACCGAAUGCACGAGAGCAUGAAGCUGUUCGACUCCAUCUGCAACAACAAGUGGUUCACAGACACCUCCAUCAUCCUCUUCCUCAACAAGAAAGACCUGUUUGAGGAGAAGAUCAAAAAGAGCCCACUCACAAUCUGCUACCCAGAAUAUGCAGGCUCCAACACCUACGAGGAGGCAGCCGCCUACAUUCAGUGCCAGUUUGAAGACCUGAACAAGAGGAAGGACACCAAGGAGAUCUACACCCACUUCACCUGUGCCACCGACACCAAGAACGUGCAGUUUGUGUUCGAUGCCGUCACUGACGUCAUCAUCAAGAACAACCUGAAGGACUGCGGCCUUUUCUAAAGGCAGCCCGGUCGGCCGGCUUUCCAAGUGACUUUAUUGAAGGGGACUCUGAGUGGAGGGGACGAGAAUGAGAAUGUCACUUUUAACCUCUUAUUAACUUAUGUUCAUCUCUAAAAGUUUUAAAGACGGUGUGUAGAAAAAACAUUUUGUGUAAAGUAUUUGUACAACUGUCUAUGGCCGGGGAUUUUUCACAGUUUUUAAAAUGUGCUUGUUUUACCUUACUAUCAUUAUUUUAAAUUUUUAUAUAAGAAGGGGGGCCUUGACAUUUUUUUUUUCUCUUUUUUUUCUUCUUUUUUUUUUGUCCAUGAAUGAACACUUUUUGUCUUUUUGUUUGUAGGUGCUUGUGCCUUGCAUGCCUUAGUUGCAGUGUUUGCUUUUUGUUGAGUUAGAUGUUAGCUUCACGUAGAUGUUAUCCCGCCGCCACCCCUCGUCUAUUAUCGAUUUCUUUCUGGUUAUUUCAAAGUCGCAUUAUUUUUGCCUCCUUGGACAAACCAAGCAAGACCAAGUCACUCUGUAGACCAAUUCACUCUGACUCUGACAUACUGUGAGAGCUGCGUGUAAACCUUUUCAGAUGUGUGGUUUGCAUGUGUGCUGCGAGUGGGAGCUUUUGUUGUGAUCAAAAGCCAGUGUGAAUGAUGGCAUGUAUGUGUGUGUGUCUGUGUGAAUGUGUGCACAAUAUAAAAACAAAGGGACUUUAUUCCUCUACUUGUCAUCCUCUUUCAAAGUUUUAUUUUUCUAAAUGACCAAAAAAAAAACAAAAACAAAAAAAAAAGAAGCUACUCGCUGAUUAAUGAGUGCACGUUGCUGGUGCGCCGCUACAAACUGUAACAUUCCUGAUUGAAUCAUGAAGCAAAGAGAAGCUUUGAAAAGAGGAUGCCAAUGGCGGCCUUGUAGCAGACGGUAGGACCAUAUGUAGAUCUGUGUUCAGUGCGUAGACAGACGGACAGGUGGAGUACAGGUGCACCGUUAUUGAUCAUGAUCCGUGAUGGUUUCAAGUUACAUAUCCCCCUUAGACCCCCAACCCUCUGUUUCCAUUGGACGGGCACAUUAGUGGACUAAUCUCCAUGAUUUUGCUAAUAAAAGAGUUGCUAUGGUAAAACUAUGGUGACUUAUGCAAUAAA